AUGGUAAAGAAGGAGGUGGAGGAGUCCGGUAUCGAUAAGAAGGACAUAGUGUUGUCGGGAUUCUCUCAAGGCGGCACGAUGUCCUAUUGGGUUGGACUGCAGCAGGGUGGCUACGGUGGUGUCGUCUCAAUGAGUGGCUGUGUUCUCCGACCUGAUGAGUUCCGGCUAGCGUCUGAUGCUGUUGAUACUCCUGUCAUUCAAUGCCACGGUACCAGCGAUCCAGUUAUCCUUCCUAAGUAUGCUCAGGAGACUAUAGACCAUCUUCGUGAACUCGGCGCAAAGAAUCUCACUCUAACUUGGUAUUCCGGUAUGGAGCAUUCGGCCCGCGAGAAUGAGAUCGACGACAUUGCACUGUGGCUGAAAUUGAAAGCUAAACUCGGCUGCCGAGAGAAAACGGAUGAUGAACUUGUCAGAGGUCUGCCUGUUAAGCAACUGAAGCAUGCUUUGCGGCUGUUCAAUGUGGACUCUACUAAAGUCGCUAACUGUGUUGAAAAGGCAGAAUUAUGCGAGGCCGUCUUGGACGCUAUGAAGACCCACUGA
Molecule: messenger RNA, 540 nt
Organism: Perkinsus marinus ATCC 50983
Lineage: Eukaryota; Perkinsozoa; Perkinsida; Perkinsidae
Product: Acyl-protein thioesterase, putative
Exons: 6
Coding region: 1-540 (179 amino acids)
Biological process (GO): protein depalmitoylation
Cellular component (GO): cytoplasm
Molecular function (GO): palmitoyl-(protein) hydrolase activity; carboxylic ester hydrolase activity
Source: RefSeq, a predicted model, not a curated record